CGCCGUCCUAGUCUGGGCAAGUCCGUUCAUUCGCACGGAAAGAGAAAGUUCGCUUCUGUCGUUUAGGCAUUUAUUUUUAUUCCGUUGCGACCGAGUGUGGUCCGUAUCCGAGAGCACCCAGGGCACCACCGCUUUUUUGUUUUUUUGUUUCUCGGUGUCGGUGUCGCUAAUGCCCGGCUGAACAGUAACCAACGCCCGCGCCGGACAAAUAACAUUCCGAGAGCCAAAUCCACCGGGAGCAGAACAUCUCGUGCUACGUCAGACCGAUAGACGCGCGGGCCGUUUUCGCGUUUCUUCCCAGUCAGAGCCUCAGAAGACUCAGCUCUCGAACUCAAACAGACGAGUUAAGCGGCAGGCGUUAAGCAGCCCAACCUUUGCCCCAGAAACCGCGACCAUCAAACGAUUUCCACAAUGAACAUACCCAAUCAGUACCUGGAAAAGACAGAAGACGUGGCCGACCAGGUAAUCCGUAAAAUGAAACACGUCUUGCCGCACGUCGCCCGAUUAUGCCUGAUAGCAACAUUCCUCGAGGAUGGGAUCCGCAUGUGGGUGCAAUGGAACGAGCAGCGUGAGUACAUGGACAUGAACUGGGGAUGUGGCAAAUUUCUAGCCACGAUGUUCGUGUUGAUCAACCUCGUCGGCCAGAUCGGCGGCUGCGUGAUGGUGCUCGGUCGCCUAAAGGUGAGCAUCGCCUGCUGGCUGCUGUUCGGCAUCGUCGUGCUGCAAACCGUCGCCUACUCGGUGCUGUGGGACAUUCAGUUUCUGCUCCGCAACCUAGCCCUGAUAGGUGCGCUGCUACUCGUACUAGCAGAAUCCCGUGGCGAAGCGCGGUCACUGUUCGCCGGUGUACCGUCACUGGGUGAAAACAAACCGAAAAACUUCAUGCAACUUGCCGGGCGCGUCCUGCUUGCAUUUAUGUUCAUCACUCUGAUCCGAUUCGAGCUCAGCUUUCUGCAGAUCGUGCAGGACAUCGUCGGCUCGAUCCUAAUGGUACUGGUUACUGUUGGCUAUAAGACCAAGCUUUCAGCCUUGAUUCUGGUGGCACUGCUGACGGUGCUGAACCUCUACCACAACGCCUGGUGGACCAUACCAGCGUACAAGCCGCUGCGCGACUUUCUCAAGUACGACUUCUUCCAGACCCUAUCCGUCAUCGGGGGGCUGCUGAUGAUUGUGUCUCUCGGUCCUGGUGGUGUGUCGAUGGAUGAGCACAAGAAAAAGUGGUAAUCUGGUGGCCAGCCAUCAGAGUAUACUGCCCUCCUAAUGCAGCGAACCUUUCAGCGCCAGGUAGUUGCGUAAAGGAAAACAAAACCGGUAGAACCAAACAGGAUCAGGAUGUGGUGGUGGACAGAGUAUUGAAAAUCUGGCUUACUGAACGGUGGAGACGAUCGCCAGCUCAACGAUUUGGCUUACAUCAUAAUAAUGUGCUUGAAAUUUCAAUGUACACACUCCCCCAUACGUACAGCCGGCUGCGCUGGCCUGCACUGUACAACCUACACACGACGUCACAGCAAAAUGUACAGCCAAAAACAUGUCACAAUGCAAUUGAAGAAUUUAUCUAUUUUGCAGACUUAGAACAGAGAUACCUUAAAAAAUAUUGAAUUAACUAAAAUGACAUUCGAACAAUGUACGUUCUCACUGAAAAAAGAAGAAGUUCAAACUGACAUCGAGCCUGUGUGUAGAUAGGUAGGGAUAUAAUUUUAAUGAAUUGAAUAACAAGUAACACCCAUCAUACAAAGCAGCCACCCGUGGCAUGCUAACAAGCGAACGCGUUUCAGGACCUCUAUUUGUUUCGCACAGCACUAGCGUUCUUUUAGCGUGCAGCAGAUGAAUGUUUUCAUUAAAGAAUAAACUAACUAUUUUAAAGCCAUCGUCCCAUCGGCCCAUCGCUCACGGAUAGAGACAAAAAGAAAAGAAUUUACAAAAAACAGGUGCUGGGCCAUAGCAACCCCGAAUUACAGACCUCCAACAAUCACGGUGUGGGAAAAAUGGAAGACUGACCACAAUGCACCGGUUUAGAAACCAAUAGAAUAUAAAUAGAAAACAGGCGCAUGGCGAUGCAAAGUAAAGAACGAAACCUUAAUGCGAAGCAGACAGAAUAACAAGUGAAACGGAAUACAUCUCGAAGUUUGAAGUCCCAGCAAAAUGGCAAGAAGCAAAAAUUAUAAACGGUAAAACGUAUUCGUCGAAGACGACAAGCCUAUAAGGAGCGAUAGAUCCUGCCACUGAUUAGUUUUGUUUGUCAUAACUGUUUGUAAUUGUCAUAGUUAUUUUCGCAGCAAAAUUUACUUAACAAACCGUA
This is a messenger RNA of Anopheles bellator, 2299 nucleotides long. It is a transcript of the gene Surf4, whose product is annotated as surfeit locus protein 4 homolog. Gene Ontology annotation, cellular component: endoplasmic reticulum; membrane; endoplasmic reticulum-Golgi intermediate compartment. Gene Ontology annotation, biological process: Golgi organization. The record is from RefSeq and is a predicted model, not a curated record. The transcript is spliced from 3 exons. Bases 412 to 1224 code for a protein of 270 amino acids. NCBI's taxonomy places the organism in Eukaryota, Metazoa, Arthropoda, Insecta, Diptera, Culicidae.